Molecule: messenger RNA, 1299 nt
Organism: Thelazia callipaeda (thelaziosis nematode)
Lineage: Eukaryota; Metazoa; Nematoda; Chromadorea; Rhabditida; Thelaziidae
Source: the annotation of a GenBank genome assembly
AUGGGAUAUCCUUUCGGAACAUCUCAUUUUAUUGAAAAACUUGCUUUUGUGGGAACACCAUCUCUUCCCACAAAAGAAGAUUUGUUCUGUUUGCUAGAACAGCGUGGUGCUUUGAUUGACUGUCAGUCAACGAAAGAUACAUUUAUUUAUGCAUCUUCUUGUCGAAUUGAUGGCUUCAGUGAUGUAAUCAAGUUGAUUGCUGAUUCUGUGCAAAAACCAGUUAUCAAAUCAGAUGAUAUGGAGGAUGCUCGACUGGUGAUUGAUUUUGAAAACAAAGAUUUGCAUUCAAAACCAGAAUGUGAGCCAUUACUUACCGAUUGGAUACAUUCUGCAGCAUACAGUGGUAAUACUUUAGGUUUUACAAAAUAUUGUCCUGAAGAAAAUGUAAACACUAUAAAUCGAGAACAUAUUUAUACAUUUAUGAUGCAAUACUACGAACCGAAAAGGAUUGUAGUUGCUGGAAUUGGAGUUGAUCAUGAUGCCUUAGUUUCUUUGUCGAAAGAACUUUUUGAUAUUUCAAAGACGGCUUGGGUGGAAGAUCCCUCUUUAAUUCUGGAGAAAGUACCUCCAAUAAAUAAUUCAUGUUCCCAGUAUACAGGCGGUGAAAAACGAGUUAUCAAGGAUCUCAGUAAUAUGGCACUCGGUCCGACACCGUUUCCCAAUCUUGCUCACUUCGUUCUUGGUUUUGAAAGCUGCGGAUAUCUAGAUGAUGAUUUUGUAGCUUUUUGUGUCUUGCAGUCACUGAUGGGAGGAGGUGGUAGUUUCAGUGCUGGUGGUCCAGGAAAAGGAAUGUAUACUAGAUUAUAUGUAGAUGUUUUAAACAGGCAUCAUUGGAUGUAUAAUGCAACAGCUUUCAACCAUGCUUACAAGGAUUCUGGAAUCUUCCAUAUUCAUUCAUCAAGUGAUCCAUCACGGGUUGGUGAAGCAGUUGAAGUAAUUCUGAAGGAAUUUUUGCGCUUAACUGAAGGUGUAGAGAAAGAAGAAUUGAAUCGGGCUAAAACACAAUUAAAGAGCCAGUUAAUGAUGAAUUUGGAAAUACGACCUGUUAUGUUUGAGGAUUUGGCUAGGCAAGUUUUGGGACAUGGAUACAGACGAAAGCCGAGUGAAUAUUUAGAAAAGAUUGCAGACUCUAUAACGAAUGAAGACAUGAAAAGGAUCGCAGAAUUCAUGUUGACGAAGCGUCCUUCUGUUGUUGGAUAUGGUGAUAUCAAAUAUGUUCCUUCUUAUGACGCAAUUGAAAAAUGUACAGCAACAAGAGAACUUAGUGAUCUGAAGUCGAAAAAAUUUUUCCGGUUUUGA